Molecule: messenger RNA, 660 nt
Organism: Acanthosepion pharaonis
Lineage: Eukaryota; Metazoa; Mollusca; Cephalopoda; Sepiida; Sepiidae
Source: the annotation of a GenBank genome assembly
AUGGGCGAGACAAAGAAUGAGCAGGAAGAAGUAACGGUGACAGCGGCCGCCGAGAAGACGUCGGCGGUUCCAAAUAUCUCAAUGUCGUACGCCCUUCCACUACACUCAGACAUGCUGGCCGAGAUGAAAACGGAAGUAUUAGAGACAUGCAUCGUGGCUUGCGAGAAGUUUCCCGAAAACCUGGAUGAGGCUGCUUGGUUGAUCAAAAGCGAGAUGGAAAAUAAAUUCUGUGGACAUUGGCAUGUGGUAGUCGGCACUCGUCUUUCUGCUGCCGCUGCUGCCGCCGUGGCACUCGUCUUUGGCGUCGUCGUCAGCUUAAUUGUUCUUUUUCAUCCAGAUGUUCAGCAAUUUAUCCUACAACCUAGCCUCCACCGCGCCGUUAUAUCUUUAUCCUCUCAAUCCGCUCAACUUCCUACCGACUUCUAUUCGCUUUACCUAUCUGGUUAUCCACGUACAUUUCCUUCCAACAUACAAUUCUUUUUAAUUGUUGCAUUACUCAGGUUUUUCUUUUUACCAUUUUAUUUGUUCGUUUCUUUUUUUCUUUCUCUCAGCCCAUCCAUCCAAAUAUCUGCGAACGCAUCAGUCUACCUUUCCUUCUAUCCUUCAUUCUUUGUAAUUAAGAGCUUAUCGAGUUAUUUCCCAAUCUAUCUUUCCUUCUAG